Molecule: messenger RNA, 582 nt
Organism: Aphanomyces astaci
Lineage: Eukaryota; Oomycota; Saprolegniomycetes; Saprolegniales; Verrucalvaceae
Exons: 1
Coding region: 69-509 (146 amino acids)
Source: RefSeq, a predicted model, not a curated record
GUAAAUUUAAAAAAAAAAUCCCUCCAUUUGGUCGACAGUUGCUGUCACUUGCAUGAAGGUUGCUGGGGAUGCAUCGGUCGGUACAUACAGUCGCGCCGUCUUUGCGGGUUGAUGCGUCGGUGGUGUCGGCUGUACACACCAUACAACCUUCCAUGUUAAGUGGUGAUCUCCAUGCCUGCCUGUGUGGUCCACUGAUGCUCCAUCGCCGUUCUCCUGUACGUCGGAACGCGAGGCAGCAGAAAAGCAUGCGAAUCUUAUUACUCUUAUCGAGCGACUCCACACGCCAUACGGCUAUCUACACUGGCCUGCCACAAAGUGUGGGGGACUCCUCGUUGUUGUACAUACCUAUCGCGUGGAUUCACGAUGCGCUGACAUGGAGAACCAAGUUGAUUCUUCAAUACCUCGCCAAGAUCGGAGAGCGCUUGCCCCAUCGCGAACAGUCCAUGACGAACGUAACUCAAGCUAGCAUGUGUCGCAUUGUUAUCGCCUGUAUAUGCGCUCCUACGUGAUCGGCAAGGCCUUCCCUGGUAUGUCCGCAGAUGCACCCGCAGCAGCAACAGCUUGGGUCGGGUCGUCCACGAC